This is a messenger RNA of Symbiodinium necroappetens, 2097 nucleotides long. Lineage: Eukaryota; Dinophyceae; Suessiales; Symbiodiniaceae. The record is from the annotation of a GenBank genome assembly.
AUGGAUGUGAAGCCAUUUGCGUCAGUGACAGCCGCCGUUCCUGCACAUUGCAGAGGGAGAUUCCGUGCAGCACGACCAUUUCUGGGAGAAGCCAAAGCUGGACACGGUCUGUACCGUGGUUCAUCAUUUGUUGUGGUCCUGUCUCUGGUGAAAUUGGUGAACAACCGGCGGACAUCUUGCAGAGCUACCCGCGACAUCAAUGGCAUGUCUGAUCUCGUCGAGCGAGGCUACGACGGGUUUCUGCUGGACCAGUACGGAGUUCUCCAUGACGGAAGGGAGCUGCUCCCGGAUGUCAAAGAAUGCUUGGACCAGCUUCAACGACGAAGCAUUCCCAUGGCGAUCGUAUCGAACUCGCCCUGCGAAUCUGCCAGGGCCGCCUUGCGCUUGGAGCGCAUUGGCUUGAUGAACGAAUACUUUCAGAGCCUGGUGACAAGCGGUGACCAAGCCAAACGGUACCUGGAAAAGCUGAUCAGCGAGGCUGCGCCAGUGAGGUUGAGCUGUCUUUUCAUCUCGCACGCAGAUCACGUGGAGCGUGGCACGUGGUCACCGGAAGAGCUGCGUUCAAUGGGCCUUGAACUUGUCGCAAGUGUCGACGAAUGCGAUUUUGUUUUGGCAAACGGCGUGCAGGUGUGCUACAAGGGAACACUGUCGGAAGUUGAAUCAGACUACGAAUCCGACGCGAAUAAAGAAUCAUCCGACGUUGCACGUCACACAACUAUGGGACAAGAGAUCACAAGAUUCGGCGAUGAGUGUAACUGCUUUGUGGGCUCAGAGCCAGAUCGAGAGCCUGCCCAGACUCCGAGGACAGUGGACCCCGUGGCGAAUUUGGUCACCAAGGAGUUUCCGAAAACCGUUUUGACGCCGCCGCCUCCAACUUCCACCAAGUCGCAUCAGGAGACUCUGCAAGGUAUUGAGGAGCAGCUCAUGCAGAUACAGAAGUCGGGCUUCCAUGUGCCAAUGAUCUUCUUGUGCGUUGCAGGGUCAUCCAAUCCACAGGCUGUACAGUCCGUACAGGUUCCAGAGGUGAUCGCCGAACGCUGGAUCCGAGUGGUUCGCCUCAUGUUGGAGCUGCAGCAGCCCAUUUACGGCAUGGCAACGGGCACCAUGAGCCCUUUCGGCAUCAUGCUGCUUGAGGCAUGCGAUUGUGUCCUCGCCGACACUGUGCAGGAAGGAGUGCACGCAAACAGAAUUCUCAAGCCGUUGGAGAUGGCACUUGUCUGCAAGGUUGCAGCAGAAGAAGCGGAGUCUAUGAACGAUGCUCAGCUCGUGGAGCACAAAGCCAAGUUUGUGCGUGACAAGCUGUAUGCCUACAAUGUGAAUCCAUGGAUGAGUGCUGAGGAGGAGGAAGGCUUCUUCGUACCGCCGCCGCCACCGCCCGACCCGGAGCCGUACCAGGCCUCCGAGGAACCGCCAUCAGCCGAAAAGGCUCCUGCUCCUGCUCCUCUACCUGCGCCGGAGACGGCGAUCGCAAAGCCGAAGCCGGCCUCGUCGAAACCGAGCGCAGCAAGCCCACCCAGCCCUCCGGCUGCUCCUCCCCGGCCGGCAAGCGCCAAGCCGAAAGCGAGAGCCGAAGGCGCAUCCGGCGCCAUCAACUUCGAGGCCAUGCUGCUUGACUUGGAGGGUGCUGAAGAGGCAGCCUUCACUGCAGCUUUCCAGAGUCUGUCUGAUGGUCGGACAGCGCUACAACCUGACCACGAUCAGCUGAGAAGCUUCAUCUUGGUGAACAGCGGUAUCGGUGAACAAGACUUGGACACCGAGCUGCUGAAGAUCGCAUCUGCGAGGGAGGACUUUUGCAUAGACAUUCCGGGCUUCAUUGCCCUAUUGCGGGAACAUCCAGUGAGUGAUUCUGACACAUUGACACUGUUCAUGAACGUUUCCAAUGAUGGUGAGUCUAUGACAUCCGAGGACUGCCGGACAUGCCUGCUGGCAUUGGUGGCUAAGCUCCCAGAUGCACAUAUCCGGGAGGACCGGAUGGAGAAGAUCUUCGAUACGGUAAUGACAUCAGCAGACCUGUCUAUAUCCAUGGAGCAAUGGAUGGCCUUUGCAAAGACAACGGCGAGGAUCAUUCGAUUGAUGGCACAUGCAAAGAAACGCUAG